GAGGGACAGGAGCUGCUGCAGCUUUCUCUGGAAAGGAGCUAGGGAGGAGACCAAGUGCGGAGCCGGGCAGGAGGGCUUCCAGGGCUGGCGGGUCGCUCCAGACCUCCUGAACAACUGCCCUUGGCUCCUGCUUCUGCUGGUCAGCGAGGCCUGAGCCUGCCCGGCCCAUGGCGGUGUCAGCGGCUCUGUCGGUGGCGGCGGCGGCAGCGGCCCUAUCUGGUCUGGCGGUGCGACUGUCGCGCUUGGCCAUAGCCCCCGGCUCCUAUGGCGCCUUCUGCAAGGGGCUCACGCGCACGCUGCUCACCUUCUUUGACCUGGCCUGGCGGCUGCGCAUGAACUUCCCCUACUUCUACAUCGUGGCCUCCAUGAUCCUAUAUGUAGAAAAUCCCAAGAAAUGCACGUACACAAAAAAGCUGCUAGAUCCAUAA
Molecule: messenger RNA, 428 nt
Organism: Myotis davidii
Lineage: Eukaryota; Metazoa; Chordata; Mammalia; Chiroptera; Vespertilionidae
Product: small integral membrane protein 10-like protein 2A
Exons: 2
Coding region: 168-428 (86 amino acids)
Source: RefSeq, a predicted model, not a curated record